AUGGACCGAGGAAAUUGCUCCUCAUUGACUGAAUUCAUAUUGGUGGGAAUUACUAAUAACCCUAGGAUGAAAGUAACACUAUUUAUCUUGUUUCUACAUAUUUAUGUCAAUAAUCUUCUGGGAAAUCUUGGAAUGAUCAUCUUAAUUAGAAUGGACUUCCAGCUUCACAUACCAAUGUACUUUUUCCUCAGUCACCGGUCUUUCUGUGACCUCUGCUAUUCCACAGCAGUUGGACCCAAGAUGCUGGUUGAUAUAUUUGGCAAAGACAAGUCAAUCCCUUUUUUUGGUUGUGCUCUUCAGUUCUUCAUUGCCUGCACCUUUGUAGACUCUGAGUGCAUAUUACUGGUGGUGAUGGCCUUGGAUUGCUACAAGGCCAUCAGCAGGCCCCUGCUGUACACAGCUCACAUGUCCAGCAGGCUGUGCUCCCUGCUGGUGGCUGGGGUUUACCUGGUGGGACUGGCAGAUGCUCUGAUACACACCACACUGACAUUCCGCCUGUGUUUCUGUGGGUCUAAUGAGAUUGAUCAUUUCUUCUGCGAUAUCCCACCCAUUUUAUUACUGUCUUGCUCAGAGACCCAGAUCAAUGAGUUAGCCAUAUUUACCAUUUUUGGAUUCAUUGAACUGAGCACCAUUUUGGGAGUUCUUGUCUCCUAUUCCUAUAUCAUCUUAUCUAUCUUAAAGAUACACUCUGCUGAGGGGAGGUUUAAAGCUUUCUCCACCUGCACUUCCCAUUUAACUGCAGUUGCAAUUUUCCAGGGAACUGUGCUCUUCAUGUACUUCCGGCCAAGUACAUCUUAUUCCUUAGAGCAAGACAAAAUGACCUCAUUGUUUUAUACCCUGGCAAUUUCCUCAGCCACAGAUGCAGACAGCUCAGUGUUCAGGCUUGACUGCCACACCUCGUCACCUCUGGACCCAUGA
Messenger RNA from Heterocephalus glaber (naked mole-rat), 918 nucleotides. Its product is annotated as olfactory receptor 5W2-like. Gene Ontology annotation, cellular component: membrane. The record is from RefSeq and is a predicted model, not a curated record. Gene Ontology annotation, molecular function: G protein-coupled receptor activity; olfactory receptor activity. Gene Ontology annotation, biological process: G protein-coupled receptor signaling pathway. Lineage: Eukaryota; Metazoa; Chordata; Mammalia; Rodentia; Bathyergidae.